AUGGCGGGCGGCGGUGGUGGGCUCAAUGGCGCUGCAGUGGCCGUGGCGGCUCUUGAGGCCUGGAACGCCUGCGGCCCCGAGGGGUACGUCCUCCACACCACCAAGUUGGACCAGGCCCUGAAGGGCAUUGCCGACAAGAUCCCGUGCCGGGCUCGGCAAGCGCCCGAGCUGGGUCGUCUCUUCGUCGCGGAGAAUGGCAAGGCGCCCGUCUUUGUGCAGAUGCUCCGGCCACAGGAGGGUCAGGUGCACUUCCUUUACUUUUGGAAGGCUUUCGGGGAGGCGGCCCGCAUUGCUGGGGCUCUGGCCAUUGAGCACGACAGCCUGUCGGUGGAGCUGGAGAUGCUAAGGGACCGGGUGCUGCGACUCCUGGAAGAGUCCUUUGCGGGCGGCUCCUCCGAGGCUGGCAACGAGCUGCCCCUGGCCGCCCUUUUCGAUGAAGCGCACCGGGCUGCGAGCAUGUCUGCAUACCCGCUAUUUUGGUCGCAAGCCGUGGGGUCGCUGACCUCCACUCAAGAGCCCAAAGGUGGCACAGUGAGCUUGGAGGAAAUGACCUACUUGCUUCUCUCCUGGUUGCAAGACUCCGCUCUCUGGGAGCAUCGGGAUGAGAGACCCGAAGCCUCCCAGGCCAAAGAGGCAGCGCCAAAGGGCCUUCCAGUCUUCCUCCAUGUCUACGACGUCUCGCAGGAGGAAGGCAUACAGAAGAUCAACCGUGUGCUGGCACACAAGCACUCCCCACUCAAGUUUGGGGGAGUCUUCCAUGCCGGCGUCGAAGUGAACGGCCUCGAGUGGUGUUUCGGCUUCUCUGGGAGCGAGACUCACCCCGGCGUGGCCUGUGUGGAGCCGAGGGGACAUCCGCAGCAUCACUACCGUCAGACGGUGGCCAUGGGCUACACUCGCCUCAGCGGCGAAGAGGUCGCAGACAUCGUCACACAGCUCCUGGAGGAAUAUCCCGGCCAGGACUACGACCUUCUGCGCCGGAACUGCUGCCACUUCGCCGACGACUUCGCGCGGCGCCUGGGCGUUGGGGGCAUCCCUGGCUGGGUGAUGCGCCUGGCCAGGGUCGGUGCAGGGGUGGAAGCCAUGAUAGCCUCGGCGCCCAAGCCCAUCCGGCAGCGCUUCGGAUUUCUGACCGGUGAGGAAGAUUCGGAUUGA
Messenger RNA from Symbiodinium sp. CCMP2456, 1152 nucleotides. NCBI's taxonomy places the organism in Eukaryota, Dinophyceae, Suessiales, Symbiodiniaceae. The record is from the annotation of a GenBank genome assembly.